AUGACGUUUUGUUUGUUACAAAUUCUUUUAGUGAUUUACUUGUUGCUAAAUAUAACAUUUUCUCUGAAGGAUACAGACAAAGAAAGAGAAAUUGAAGGAAAAGUGGUGGUCGUGACGGGAGGAACUUGUGAUAUAGGUUAUGCUAUAGCAGACCACUUUUUAAAUAAUGGUGCUAAAGUAGCCAUUUUACUUGAUAUAAAAAUCGAAGAAGGCAUUCAGGCUGAAAAGGAAUUGAAUUCGAAAUACGGAGAAAAUAAGGCUGUUUUUAUUCAAUGUGAUGUUACAGUCGACUCGAAGAGACUCUCAGAGUAUAUUUUAAGGAAGUUCAAACAUGUCGAUAUAUUUGUCAACAACGCAGCAUCGGUGGAAGAAAAUGAACCGCGAAAACUUAUGUUAAUCAACGCUGUUGCAACGAUUGAAUGGUCUAUAAUUUUUUUCAAACACAUGCGGAAAGAUAAUUUUCGAGGAGAAGGAGGUACCAUAAUCAACAUAUCGUCAACGGCCGCCCACAAUAUUGAUCCCUUAUACGCAACAUACAAAGCAUCUAAAUUUGCCAUUUUAGGAUUUUCGCAAUCACUUGGUCAUAAAUAUAAUUACAAUAAGUACGGUGUGAGAGUUUUGACGCUGUGUCCAGGACCAACAAACACGACACUGGUGAAUAAUGUGUAUAAUUUGUACGAGAGAAAACUAGUAGAAAAAGUUAUUAAGUAUUACAACUUUGCCACUAUACAGUCGUCGGAUAAUGUCGGAAGAGGUGCCGUGGAAGUAUUUAGAAGUAGUGAAAGUGGUAAAUCUUGGGAUAUUGUGGACGAAAAACCACCCGUGGAGUCUCCAAAUACUAUAACGGUAAUGCCAGAAUUUUGAGGCGACUUUCUAUGGUUUUGACCGAUAUUAUUAGACCAGUAGUAAAAAAUAAAUUAUACUUUUAACGAGUCAUAAGUUUAUAAUAUAAAGUUCAAUCAUUUUUAAAUAAUGAACCGACAAACAAUGCUUCAGCGAAGAUGUGAGAAAGUUGAGUUGUAUUCCUGUAAACUGACGAUUCAAAAUUUGUAUUUUAGAACAUGUUUGUAUGCAAGAUUAUUUUAAAAAAUGCCGUUAGCACGAUUCAUGAUUUUUUCUGGGCUUUCUUCGACUCUGUGAUAGCUAGAAUAUAUUUUUUCAAUAUUCAUAAUAUCUCUAUCAUACAGAGACAUAACUUUUUCCUUAUAAAUGUAUACUGUGACAAUAUUCACUUGUCAAAUGACUGUAACAAACUGACAGACUAUUAAAUUUGGAAAUUAGCUAUGGCCUUCUAAAGGCUUUCAAAUAGACUCAUUCUUCACUAAAUUAAAAUUAAUUUUAUUACGGUCCAUGUUGUCGAACCCAGUUCCUACUGAUUUAAGCCAACGCUGGUUGUUGUAAUCUAACCAAAACUAUGGCAAGUUAGUAUCUGAUUAACGGUCAAUAAUGAUCUUACUUAGUUUUUUUAGUAUUAAUUAUUUCUUGGUAUAUAAAACUUGUUUUGUGUAUUAAAGCGUUAGUGUACAAGCAAUAUUUGAGUCCAAACAUUGAUGACUUUUUUGUUGAGUAACUGUGUUAUAUGGUAACUUACCGUUCGAAAGAAAGUGCAUUUUUGUG
Molecule: messenger RNA, 1617 nt
Organism: Bombyx mandarina (wild silkworm)
Lineage: Eukaryota; Metazoa; Arthropoda; Insecta; Lepidoptera; Bombycidae
Product: 15-hydroxyprostaglandin dehydrogenase [NAD(+)]-like
Cellular component (GO): cytoplasm
Molecular function (GO): oxidoreductase activity, acting on the CH-OH group of donors, NAD or NADP as acceptor
Source: RefSeq, a predicted model, not a curated record